Aspergillus alliaceus is the source of this 1725-nucleotide messenger RNA. RefSeq names its product WD40 domain protein. Gene Ontology annotation, cellular component: mitotic spindle; microtubule organizing center; MWP complex. Gene Ontology annotation, molecular function: protein binding. Lineage: Eukaryota; Fungi; Ascomycota; Eurotiomycetes; Eurotiales; Aspergillaceae. The record is from RefSeq and is a predicted model, not a curated record. Gene Ontology annotation, biological process: microtubule anchoring at mitotic spindle pole body; mitotic sister chromatid segregation; protein localization to mitotic spindle pole body. The transcript is spliced from 7 exons. Bases 1 to 1725 code for a protein of 574 amino acids.
AUGGACUCCACCGGAGCAGGGGUAUCGCCAUCCAUAUCUUUGUCCGAGCAUGGGGAAUAUGCCGCCCAGACAAGCGGAAAAGAUCUGAUCCUUCACCUAAAUCCCACAUCUUCGGGGUUCCAGGAUGUGGAGAUUGUCAAAGUCAAAGAAAGCUCGUCAAAAUUCUUAAAGUUCUCACGAGCAAGUUACACUAUAUCGCCAGAUACUUAUGCAGCCAGAAAGGAAACCCCACCAGGCAGACGUGUGCUCCAUGCAAGUGAUUCACGCAUUCUGGUAUGGCAACUGCUCCCGCUGCAAUUACAUGCGGAAAUUGAGAGCGUAGAGCCUGGUGCUUUGAACGUCGAUUUCGGUAGCGAUGAAAACGAAGUCAUUGUCUUCCAUGCCUGGAAUACGAAGCUAACUGUGUACGCCCUGGAUACUGGCCGCAGCCAGGUGAUCAAGUCUCCAAAAUUUGCUCAUAAUAAUGGCUUUGGAUACCGACCGAAGACAGGACAGUUCGCAGUUCUGCUGAAGCCUGAUACGGUCGAUUUAUUGACUAUUCAUGGAUUCCGCUCGUACGAGCUGAUAAAUCGUGCGGUGUUACCAACCGUAGAUGCUCAGGGCUUGAAAUGGAGUCCUGACGGGCGAUGGAUAGCCGUCUGGGACGUUGCCAGCGCGGGUACCAAGGUCCUUGUAUUUACUGCCGACGGCCAGCCUUUUAGGACGUAUAUUGGUCCGCCAGGAUUUGAUGAUUCCUUUGACCUUGGAGUUCGAGGUAUAGAAUGGAGUCCCGUUGUAAACGACAGUGGUGUCUCGGAAUACCUCGCCAUCGGGAAGGUCGAUGGAACUGUUGAUAUUCUACGAUGCAGGACAUUCUCAUGUUCGACCACGUUAUCUCACGUCUUCCAAAUUGACGACAACUCGCCCAGUAUUUGGCGUGAGCGCUACGCAACUGCAGACGGUACCCUUGAAUACGCCGAAUCGUCAAGCUCUUCUGCCUUUAGCAUCACCGCGGAAUCAUCUGGUCCCCCGCGGGGCGUAUCAAUCAUGGCAUUUAGCUUCCAUGGAAGCCUCCUGGCCACAGUAGACCAAACACGGCCAAACAUUGUAUGGAUAUGGAACCUGGAGUCAGCUGCUGUGCUUGUGUCCGCCCUAGUGCAUGAGCAUUCAGUCAGACAGGCUGUGUGGCAUCCCUCGGAAACACAGUUACUUAUAGUCACUGCCAACAGUGCUCUUGCUGCUGUUCGAUCCUGGACUCCUGACGGUCAACCGUCAAUCAUUCGUAUCCCUACUUCACGAAGCGAUACCGGGCGAUAUGAUGCCAGGUGGCUACCUUCAAACCAGGGAGACAAUGCAAAGUUCUGGUUUGGAACAACUGAGGACUACACCCUUGGUCAUAUCGAAGGUGAAGAUGGCACAUCGCAGUUCCAAUCGCGCUCUCCAUCCGUCGUCGAACAACCAGAUCAGACAGUCAAGAUGGCUCCCGCACGCAAGAAGUGGUCCAAGGGCAAGGUCAAGGACAAGGCCCAGCACGCCGUUGUCCUCGAGAAGCAGGUUGCUGAGCGUCUCAACAAGGACGUCCAGUCUUACCGUCUCAUCACCGUCGCCACCCUCGUCGAUCGUCUUAAGAUCAACGGCAGCUUGGCCCGCAAGGCUCUUGCUGACCUCGAGGAGAAGGGCCAGAUCAAGAAGGUUGUCGGCCACUCCAAGUUGAACAUCUACACCCGUGCCGUUACCGCUGAGUAA